AUGCCUCAUCGCCGUCCCGACGCCCUCGCCCGAGGACCUCGCCGGAGCUCCCUCGCCAGCCUGCCUCCACUCCGUCCGCGCCGUCCCCGUUCCCCCCACCUCGAGCAUGCUGCCCCGUCCCUACAGCCCCGCCGUGAGCGCCCUCCUCCUCUCCCCUCUUCCCCUGUCACCGCGCGCCCGAGGCCGUGCUCGCUCGCGGCCUCCCCGCGCUCGUCGCGCCUCCUCUGGAUGGCCAUCGCGCCCGAGCCGUUCCCCGUCGUCGCCUCGCCGUACACGGCCGCCCGCCGCGCCUGGCCGCGCACCGCGCCGCCGUUGCCUCCCACCGGCGUUGGCCUCUGGCUUCGCCCCGCACCCUAG
Molecule: messenger RNA, 357 nt
Organism: Aegilops tauschii subsp. strangulata
Lineage: Eukaryota; Viridiplantae; Streptophyta; Magnoliopsida; Poales; Poaceae
Source: RefSeq, a predicted model, not a curated record